AUCAGGUCAGCACAGAAACCAUUGCCUCUAUCUCGUGAAACCAAGUUUGAGUCUGACCUUGGUGCAAUGGACAUUGAAUAUGAAGUACCUGAAGGUCGUGCUGAUCUCAAAUCUGUCCUGGAGUUCCUGAGCAAACAUCAGCUGAACCCAGACAUUGCAACCUCAAGCAGCAUUGCCCGGGACUUCAGAUUAGAUGAGGCUGAAGUGCAAAACGUUCUCAGUCACUUUAAAGUUCUUCAGAUUCACAUACCGCAAGAGAUGUACAAGGAGAACAAGAACAUGGCAAAAAUUGUGAAAGAACAGUUAUCAUCUUCGGAAGGACUUGCUUCAAAUUUACGAUUACCGGGAAAAGGCAAUCCUCGGCAAGGGAAACUCCCAUCAGAGGCAGACGUUUUUCCUGACAAAUCUUGA
Molecule: messenger RNA, 411 nt
Organism: Aplysia californica (California sea hare)
Lineage: Eukaryota; Metazoa; Mollusca; Gastropoda; Aplysiida; Aplysiidae
Product: protein NDUFAF4 homolog
Exons: 1
Biological process (GO): mitochondrial respiratory chain complex I assembly
Cellular component (GO): mitochondrion
Source: RefSeq, a predicted model, not a curated record